AUGUGGCCCAUUCACCACUGGAACGAGCGUAUUUGCUCGACUUGUCAGACCGAACGGAAAUACGAAGAUGACUCCGACGAGGAGGAGCCCGAGCUUAUGUGGUAUGGGCUUAAAAAAAUAAUUUCAUGGGGUUAUGGAAGUUCAGCUCGUGAUUUUCUACCUAAAUCAAAUAAAUCCUAAUAAAAUUGGACUUUUUAAUGAGACCAGGUUCAUUAGACACAUUUUUCAAAGCUGAUUCCAAAUCUGAGCUUGAAAAUGGCCAAGGAGGCCCUUAAGGGGUGUUGAGAAUCUUCGGAUUUGGAAAGGAAGGCUCCAAAAACGAUCAAAAAUUUUGUCGUUGUGGUUCGUUGUGAUCGUUGUGGCUAGAUCAAUUCAGUAUGCAAGAAAGCAGCGUUUUUUUUUAAUAAUUCUUGGCCAAAGUUAAUUCGUUUCGAGACCUUUUUAAAAAAAUGCUCUUUUAAAGUUUAACAAGUUUUUUUUCGGGCUUAUUAGUCUAUUUUAAAACUGAAAAUGUUCUCUUUUGCGUUCUAAGGAUAAUGUUCUAACGAUUUCGAGCCUUUUUUUAAAAUUUUUUAUCCAAAGAUCAGUUCGUUUCGAGACCUUUCUGAAAUUUGUCCAUGCUCCUUUAAAGUUUGAAUUUUUUUUUUGGGUAGAUUGGGCUUUAUCAAUAGUUACAAUGUCUAUUUUGCUAUUCGAAAAUUAUUUUUUAACGAUUUCUAGCCUUAUCCUAUAUUUUUUUCGUCAGAAAAAAAGUUAGUUCCUUGCGAGACCUUUUUUUGAACUUACACUAUGCUCCUUUAAAAAUAUAAUUUUUUUUCGGACAGUUUAUGGUAUAUAAAGAUAAAAAAAAUGCUCUCUUUUUCAUUCUGAGGAUCAUAUUUUAACAGGCUUGAGGUUUUCCUUUGAUUCUGCGUCGAAAAUUAGUUCGUUUCAAGACCUUUUUGAAAUUUUUCCAUGCUCCUUUAAAGUUUAACAAUACAUUUUCGGCCAGAUAGGCCAUAUUAAAAUUGAAAAUGUCCCCUUUUCCAUUUUUGAGGAUUAUUUUUUACCGGUUUCGAGCUUUUUUUUUGAUUUUUUUUUUAUCCAAAAAUUAGUUCGUUUCAAGACCUUUUUGAAAUUCUACCAUGUCCCUCUAAAAUUUAACUCUUUUUUUCGCGCAGAUUAGGCUAAAUUAAGAUGAAAAAUGUUCUCUUUUGUGUUUUAAGGAUAUUAUUCUACCAGUUUCGAGCAUUUUCUUAGUUUUUUCGUUAAAAAAAGUUAGUUCGUUUCGAGAACUUUUUGUUAAUUUUCUAUGCUCCUUUAAAAUUUGACAUUUUUUUCGGACAGGUUACGCUAUAUCAAGAUAAAAAUGUUUUAUUUGCCAAUUCGAAAAUCAUUUUUUUAAACGAUUUCGAGCCUUUUCUUCCAUUUUUUUCAUCCGAAAAUUGGUUCGUUUCAAGACCUUUUUGAAACUUUUCCAUGUCCCUUUGAAAUUUUAACAUUUUUUGGGCCGAUUUUAGAGUAAAAACUUUUUAUUUUUCACUUUUCAUGAGUCAGAAUUUUUUCAAAAGCCUAUAACUUUUUUCUAAGACCUCCUAGGCGAUUUUCAAAUACAUUUUCGGAACCAGCGUCAAAAACUUGAUCUAGUAAAGUUGGUCUCAUACAGAAGUCCCAUUGUAAUUUGAGACAAGUCCUUGAUUUCUUACAUUUUUGAAAGUUGAGCUGAGUUUUCAUUAGCCCAAGUUGGCACUUCAGUGACUCCCGCGGAAGCGGUCGAGAUCCUGGUGCAAACCUCGUUCUUUUUGAACGGGAACGAGUCUAUAAUUACAACUUUCUAAUGAAACAUUCAGUGGUUAAUUCAUUUUUCCCAAACAUUUCAAAGACUUCGAGGCGGUAGCAGCUGGACUUGGUGUCGAAAUUGGAAGAUGACGAUGGAAAAUUGAUCAACUACACGCUCUGAAACUUGCGGAAUCUUCACUUCUUUCAUCACAUCUACCGCGUCAAUAAAUUCUUGAUCAACGACGACAAGAACAUCUUUCAGCAGAAGUUGAACACGCACAGGAAAACGACACGAUCAAGAUCUCUUGAUCAUCUACAACCUCAGGGUUCUGAUCCGACUAGAAGAUCGCGAAAAUUUCAAUCAUUCCAUCACUUCUACCGCGUCAAUAAAUAUUUGAUCAACGACGGCAAGAAUAAUCUUCAGCAGAAGUUGCACUCCGCGCAGAAAAACGACACUGUUUAAAAAAAAAAACUGUUUAUUGCAUCUUCAAUGUAAGAGUACAUGUGCAAUCGACUUUCAUUGAUUUGACUGUGUUUAAACGGCGGCAGGAGCUGUGGCUUAGGCAGAGAAGUUGUGAAUUUCGCUCGUAGAACAUCAGGUACAAGAGAGGUCGUAGGAAGAAGUACGGUGCCGGCUUUCCAAAGGCCGAUGGCAGAGAAUGAGCCUUUUCGCUGCAUGCAGCUCCCAAUUUUAUCUACCCCGGAGGGAUGAAAGGCUUGGUAGACCUCGGGGGGACUCGAACCUACGACCUUGCGGACGUUAGAAAUGAGUUAUGCCAGCUGAGCUAUGCCGCCCCCCAAAAAACGACACACAUGAUCUCAAUUUGAUCAACUACAACCUCGGUCCCAGGCUCGCCAAAAGCUUUUUUACUCCCAAUGAAUCACCAGAAAAAUUCAAAAUUCAAAGAUGGCCAGCUCAGAAUGUUCAUCAUCUACAUGCGCUUUUUGUAUAUCAAUAAACCAUCAUUUUAUCACAUAAACAACAACAUUGAUCAACUACAACCUCGAUCUCAAACUCGCCAAAAGCUUAGGCUUUUUCAAUCAAACGCAUCAAUCACUCAAACAAGAAAAAAACAAUCACAAGUUUGAGGCAGAAAUUUGAUCAACUACAGGCUCAAAUUUUGUCAGACUCUAGCAAAAAUUAUCUUCUUCACCUCUCAUUUUAUCACACAAACAACAAAAUCUAUCAAGCUCUCGAUUUGAUCAACUACAACCUCGACCUCAGAUUCGCCAAAAGCCUAGUCGCAUCAAUCACGCGAAAUCGAAUCAUUCACAUUCUGACUCGACUCGAGUUUUGAAAAAAGAAAGCUUCUCUCGAAGCCUUCACAUCUUCAAUCAUCUCAGGCAGUAGUACCUGAACUUCUUGCAAAAUUUCAAAAACAGAAGGUAUCCUUGAUCAACCACAACCUCGAUGUCAAGUUCGCCAAAAUCUUUGUUUCUUCUCAAUCACGCAAAAAUCAACAAAUCGGCCCGGAAAUCCCAACAACUACAUGCUUAAUCUCGAAAUAACGUCUAGCGAAAAGAUCACCAAAAUUGAUCAACUACAACCUCGACCUCAAAGUCGCCAAAAACCACGCUUCAUAAACUUCAACCUCGAAUCUAAGCCGCUGAAUUCGCCCUCUCGCCUUUCAAAAAACCAGCGCUUUAUCACAAAACCAACACCAUCGAUCAAGCCCUCAACUUGAUCAACUACAACCUCGACCUCAAAGUCGCCAAAAACCGCGCUUGAUAAACUCCAACCUCGAAUCCAAAACUGGCGAAUUCACCCUCUAGGCUUUUCAAAAAACCAGCGCUUUAUCAAAAAACCAACACGAUCGAUCAAGUCCUCAACUUGAUCAACUACAACCUCGACCCCAAACACGCCAAUCAAUCGCAUCAAUCACGCAAAAAAGGCAAAAAUCAACCACUCGAGGCAGAAGUUUUCACAAGUACAGGCUUGAUCUCGAAUUUCGUAGGGGUCUAGCGGAAAAAAUCACCAUCUCGCCUUUCAGGAACUGUCUUUUAUUCACACAAAACACAACAUCGAUCAAGCCCUCAACUUGAUCAACUACAACCUCGACCCCGAAUUCGCCAAAAACCACGUUGAGGAAUCGCAUAAAUCACGCAAAAAGGCAAAAUCAACCGCUCGAGGCAGAAGUCUCAACAACUACAGGGCUUGAUCGCGAAUUUUGCAACAUUCAAGCAAAAAUAUCGCUUCAAUGAUCACCUAUCACUAAACCCACUCAAUGAUCACAUAUCACUCAACCAAGAACACCAAGAAAUCCAUAAUCACUCAAUCAACGAUAUCCCUCAAAAGGGAGGUCAUUUUACCGGAAAUGUUGGGAGUUUUCAAUACACUUUUUACGAGCGAACUGAUCUUGAAGGACCUUUAUAGAAAAUUUAGAAUCUUCCAAACUUUUUGGUAAAAUCACCUUCCAGCAAGAACGACGAACCCUCUGCACUCCGAUCUGAAGAUUCAUAAGAAAGGUUUGCGAAUUUUUUCUUCAAGUGAGCCCUAAAGAGGCGUCAAGGGCACUUGAGGGAUAAACUGGAUAUUUGAAUAAGGGGUCAUUUUAGUGGUUUUAGGCGUCCGAGAAUUAAAUUAAAUGAUAAAAAUCGGAAAUUAAUCAUUUCUUCAUCAGGUGAGGGAUCAUUUUAGUGAUAUGAUCGAAAAGAACCAGUUCCUCGUCGAUUUAGGGGUCCUUUUAGGGAUAUUAGGGGUCCUAAAACGAACUUGAAAGAGGCUGAAGGGAAUUAUGAUUGAAAAGAAUCAGUCCUCGUCGAUUUAGGGAUCAUUUUAGGGAUUUAGGGGUCCUAUUUCCGAUUCAAAACACAGUAAAAACAUAAAAAUUAACAUCUGAUCGAAAAUAAUCACUUUAUCUGGUUUCAGGGACCAUUUUAGUGAUUUUAGGCGUCCCAUUACGGAUUCAAUACACAGUAAACAAUAAAAAACCAACAUCUAAUCGAAAAUAAUCAAUUCACCUUCGAAUAGGGGUCAUUUUAGUGAUUCUAGGCGCGAUGUCCGACAAGAGAAACCGAGCCUCCCCGAAUGGAUUUUCGACGUCGAACCUUCGACUUCCCCCCUAGUUGAGCAAGUUUUCGGGAACGACCUGAUCUUGGAGAACAUCAUGAGCCACAUUGAGGAAACCAAUGUAGUUUUCCGCGAAAAUUAGGAUAAUUAUCAGAGGUUUCUAGAACCGUUUGAGCAUGGACUACGUCUGCCGGAGAUGGUACGAUUUGAACCACAGGGCCAAGUGGAUCCUGGACGAGGAGCGGAACAAGCUCGAAGUCGUCUUUGCGGUGGGUUCUUGAAGGGUGAAAAUUGAGUAGACGGGGGGGGCGGGGUUUGUGAUCCUGAACGGGCUUUUGGGAAGACGAAACUUGAAAAAAAUCAUGUUUUUUUAAGCAUUUUUGCUCAAAAUUGGGGCGAUAUUUGAGAAAAAGAACACGGAAAUAAGAGAUUUUGUGAGUUUUUAGUGAGGCCUGGACUGUUGGGAAGAUGAAAAACGAAAAAAGUAACAUUUUUUGCCCUAUUUUGCUCAAAAAUUAGGUAGAAAUGAGUAGAAAUACACGAAAAUGAGAGAUUUUUUGUGACCCUGGACUGUUAGGAAGACAAAAGACAGAACAAUUUACUAUUUUUAGGCAUUUUUUGCUCAAUAUUUGAAGAAAAUGAGAGUAUAAAUACAAGAAAAUGGGGAUUUUUGUGAGUUUUUUGGGAGGCCUGGACUGUUUUUAGUUUUUAGGGAGGCCUGAACUUUUUUAGUCAUAUUUUGCACGAAAAUUAGGAGAAAAUGAGAGGUUUUUGUGAUUUUCUAGGAAGCUUGGACUGUUGGGAAGAUAAAAAAACAGAAAAAAAUUACUUUUUUUAGGCAUUUUUUUGCUCAAAAUUGGGGCGAAGCUUGAGAAAAAAAUACACGGAAAUAAGAGAUUUUUUUGUGAUUUUCUAGGAAGCCUGGACUGUUGGGGUGAUGAAAGACAGAUAAAACUGCUUUUUAAAUCAUAUUUCCAUCGAAAAAUAUGAAGGAAAUUAAAAAAAUACACGAAAAAGGGGAAGAAAAAUAGAUUUUUGGGAAGCCUGGACUGUUCGAAAGUAAUUUGAAGAAGGAAAAAUGUCUCACAUCAGAUGAUUUUUCGAGAACUGUUUUAAAAAUUUGAAAAAUUACUUUUUUUAGCCAACUAUCGCUUGAAAUUUUUUUCUCUGGGUGUUGGACUCUAUGAACUUUCCAAAACGUUUUUUUAAUUUUUUUCUGUUUCCGCAGGCUGCAAAAAAUGUAUCGUGUUAAUGGAAAAAAAUAACUAAUUUAGUGUCUGAUUACUGAGGAUAUUUUUUUCUUGGUGUAGAAAAAAAUAUGCGUUGAAUUCCACCUUUUCCGGAAUUUUGAGCUUUUGAGGGCCGAAAAAUCGCGGAAUAUUCAAGAAAAUAUUCUUGAAAGGGUGAGAGAAAUAGUGUGUUAAAAAAGAGAACCAGACGUUGUUAGGCAUUUCUAUAAAUCUUUCCAAGACCUUUUUUUCUAAAUUUUAAUGAAUUUAUGAAAAUUUAGCCGUCAAUAAAUUAUUUAUUCUCUUUUUCAGUAUUAUGAACCCUUGAUAACGGUGUUUAUGGCCGACGUCUCUUCGAGAAAAAUGAAUUGCUGCGUCUCGGAUUAUCGAAUGGAACCUCCGGUUACGGUAGGAUACUGUAGGAAUUUGAAAGAUUAAAAAAAAAUCAAUUUUCAGGCCGCCGGACGUCACAGCCAGCCACGGGAAUUGAGUUAG
Messenger RNA from Caenorhabditis auriculariae, 6492 nucleotides. Lineage: Eukaryota; Metazoa; Nematoda; Chromadorea; Rhabditida; Rhabditidae. The record is from the annotation of a GenBank genome assembly.